Messenger RNA from Ruditapes philippinarum (Manila clam), 1433 nucleotides. RefSeq lists its product as uncharacterized. The record is from RefSeq and is a predicted model, not a curated record. NCBI's taxonomy places the organism in Eukaryota, Metazoa, Mollusca, Bivalvia, Venerida, Veneridae. Bases 279 to 1379 code for a protein of 366 amino acids. The transcript has 6 exons.
UUGGGAGAAGAAGGCGCACAACGCGUAACACGCUGUCAAUCAUCCAAAAGGAGUUAGAAGAAGCAAAAAGAGAAAUUGAAGCAAAAGUAAACGCCUGUCAAAAUGGCGAAAACAUUUCUGCUAAAGACAAACAAAGUAAUGACAAAAUUUUUAACAUACGAACAAGUGAAACGGAACCAAAAGAGCCAUUCAGACAUCAGCAAGAUGACGGCUCGAGACCGGCAAGCAAAUCUGAGAAGGUGUACGCGCGUUACGUGCAAGAAGGGGAUAGGAAUCUCAUGUUAAUUUAUGAACCCAAAGAAACUAAAUCAGAGAUUUAUGUGAAACAAAUCGGGAACAAAAAUGUAAUGGUGCAUCUGAACAUUAGCUCAAACGUUUGCCAGUUAAUUGAUACAGCUAACAAGGGGGUUAUUCCACUUGACAGUGAGGGAGAAGUUUGGUUAGAGAUUAAACGCCGAAGCCAGCUGAAGAAAGAAGCAGACGUUCAAACGGACGAGGCGUCAAUUGCGAACAGUGUUUUCGAAAACUGCAGUUUACGUAACGGAUUAAUAAAGCGGGAGAAUGAAUAUGUUUCAUCAUUUUCCCCAAAGUGUAGCUACGUAGAGGGUAAAGUCGGACGACGUCACCCAGCUGAACACGACGAUGUUGCUGAAGAAAAUGAAGACGACGGACCGUAUGAACCUUAUGAAACAAUUUGUGUAAGAGAACGUGGAAACUCUUUAAUGAUAAAAUUUGAAAAGUGGAAUCAUCACGGUGUCCUGAAACCUGAAAAUUUAAAGGAGUCCCCAAUUCUUAGCCACGAAAAGGUUUUAAAAUUUUUGGAAAACGAAGGCAACAACUUUGAAAUGAAUAUUUGUGAUUGGGAGUACGAAAAGGAACAGUCAGUUUACAGUUACAUAUCUUCAAACUUCAAACAAGCUGAAGGUAGAGAAAGCAACGACCCCUAUGAUAAAAUCAUAACAGAACGUCCUCUUAGAGAACCAGUAGAAUACGGGGCAUCGACGCCAGGGGACAGUGAUUAUGACAGUCCCAUAGAUCACGUGACAAAAGUGGACGAGAGUUGCCCAGAAGAAAUUUAUUCAAGGGUAAACAAGGUUAAAUCAUUUGACUCUCAGUCCAACAACAAAGUAAAUGUUUUAAUACAAAGGUCAGUGUCCGACCCUGCAAAACCGAGUCCAGAUGUUAAGGAUUUGAAGCUUGGCUCUAGAACUAGUGAUCCCGAAAAUUACACGCAGAAUGCACCGGAUGUACCAUAUAGACCUCCGAAACCUUUCCCUAAACCAGAUGAUUUGAGUAAACAUAAAUGGUACCAUGGAAACAUAGAAAAACAUGUGGCUAAAGAGAGAUUAAGGGGGGAAGAGGUUAGAUUUUUUUUAUAAAAUUCAUUUGUAUUUGACUUGGUCUGACUUUUUUUUUUAAUUUAAACUAAUUAA